Molecule: messenger RNA, 1399 nt
Organism: Terrapene triunguis (Three-toed box turtle)
Lineage: Eukaryota; Metazoa; Chordata; Testudines; Emydidae
Gene: RAB5B
Product: RAB5B, member RAS oncogene family
Exons: 6
Coding region: 284-931 (215 amino acids)
Molecular function (GO): GTPase activity; GTP binding
Source: RefSeq, a predicted model, not a curated record
GGCUGCAAACGGGGCCUGAGCUUGUUGCUGCGUAACGGAGAGCUCUUGAAUCCCCUGCCCCGUCCCAGAACAGGUCAGGGGCGCUGCCCCUCAGCCCUGGCCCUUGGUACCACAUGGUGCAGUGCGCGUUCCUAGCCAGGAGCUGUUUGCUACAUCUCCAGGAAUGCAAGAGAGUUGAGCCACUAGGAUACCGUUCCUUGGCUCCGAACCAAGCCAAGAGCUGGUCAGUGGCACGCAGGUUCUUGGAUCCGCUGGGGCGCCGGGUGUGACCGGAAUCCAGGCCAUGACCGGCAGAGGAACCGCCAGGCCGAAUGGUCAGUCCCAAGCUAGUAAAAUCUGUCAGUUUAAGCUAGUGCUGCUGGGCGAGUCCGCGGUGGGGAAGUCCAGUCUGGUGCUGCGCUUCGUGAAGGGUCAGUUCCACGAAUACCAGGAGAGCACCAUUGGGGCGGCGUUUCUCACACAGUCCGUCUGCCUGGAUGACACAACAGUCAAGUUUGAGAUCUGGGACACGGCUGGCCAGGAGCGAUAUCACAGUCUGGCCCCCAUGUAUUACCGGGGGGCACAAGCUGCCAUUGUGGUCUAUGACAUCACCAACCAGGAAACAUUUGCCCGAGCGAAGACAUGGGUGAAAGAGCUGCAGCGGCAAGCCAGCCCCAGCAUUGUCAUAGCCCUAGCGGGCAACAAGGCCGACCUCGCCAACAAGCGCAUGGUAGAAUAUGAAGAGGCACAAGCCUAUGCAGAUGACAACAGCCUAUUGUUCAUGGAGACGUCGGCCAAGACCGCGAUGAAUGUUAACGAUCUCUUCCUGGCAAUAGCCAAGAAGCUGCCAAAGAGCGAGCCCCAGAGCACGGGUGGCGUGGCGGGACGGAACCGAGGGGUGGACCUCCACGAGCAGACCCAGCAGAACAAGAGCCAGUGUUGUAGCAACUGAAGGGUGGCGUUCGAGAGCGAGGCCGGCGCGAGACGACGAGCUAAGAGAGACCCUCCAUUCCCACCCCCGUCCACCACACUUCACCUCCCCUAACACCGGCGCACCGACCCCUCCCGGCGCCUCUAACUGCACUUUUUAAUGCUUCAGAACCACCGCCAGACAUCUGUUCCCACCACGCCAGUGCCAGUGGAACCAGAUCGACCGGGGACUUAACUUCCAAAAAACAAACUCUUCACUUUGUAUUAUAGGUGCAAAUAGCUACCUAAUUCUGAUUGAUUCCCCGUCUCCUUCUCCCAGAUAAUUCCUCCCUCCCCCCACCCUCUCUUUGCUUUGGUAAAUCUGUGUUCUCGGUCCCAUAACACCUGUCCUCUUCUACCGUCCCCCCUUUAUUUAAUGCUGGGGGGAGGGGCCCAAAGGAGGUGGAAACUUAAUCCUUGUAGGCUUAUUUUAUGAAGAAUAAGUUGAACG